UAUGUGCGUCACUGUGUGUUUGUGUGUGUGUGUGGGGGGUACGGCCUCCUGUUCCUGUCCAUCAAACAGUUCCAAACAAGAUGGCAGCUCCUCACUGGACCUUCCUGCUCGCAGUGUGUGUUGCUAGCUUCUUAACGGCUGAAGCCAGCAAGAAUGCCCCUGUUGGCCAGUUCUUUGUGUUCGAGCUUCAGAAAGAGGUCUACCAGGCCGACUUCAACCCUGUGAGCAAAAUCUAUGGGCAGGUUCCCAAUGACCCCAUUGUGUUCAAGUGUAAUAAGCAGUUCUCCCCUGACCUGCCGGGAUGGCUACGUUACACGCAGAGGCAUCCCCAUGACAACGGCUUCCUGUACGGAACGCCCAUGGAGGAGGACAGGGGCAAACACAUCAUUGAGAUAACUGUGAUUAAUAGACGGACUUACGAAACCUUCGAGGACAGUGUGAUCAUUAAUGUGGUUGGACGAGCGAAGCUGAUGCCAUUCCAGGCCGAAUUCUUCAUCCCACGCAGGGAAAUUGAGAAGGUGCUGCCCCCUAGUGUUCAGUAUGAUAUACUGCAGGACGUGCAGAAGAUGUGGGGUGCGGAUGACCUGGGGUUUGUCAACAUCACGUCUGCGCUGGACCGCGGUGGGCGGGUGCCUCUGCCCCUUCCUGGAUAUUUUGAGGGUGUGUAUGUGAAGCUGGGCUCUGAGGCCUACUUCUCUAAGUGUCUGCAGGGAGUGCUGACCUGUCCGAUUAGCCAGUAUGUGAAGGUGUCCACAGACUGCAGCGGCAGCUGCUUAGUGGCCAGCAACUGCGUGGAGUGGUGUCGCACCAGCCUGAUUGACUUGUCCAGUCCUGAGCCCCCCCCUCCUGCCCCUACCAUGGGCUCUGGUAUCCUGGAGACGGGUGGCGAGUUCGACCCCCCCGAGUCCCCCCCUCCCCGGGACUUCUUCCCUGACUACGUCGCCACGGUGAUCUUCCCCUUUGUGCUGGCUCUGAUCUUGUUCCUUCUGCUGGCCUACAUCAUGUGCUGCAGGAGGGAGGGCCUUGAGAAGAGGGACGCCAUGACGCCCGAACUGCAGCUGCACCAUCACCACACCAUCAUAGAGAACACUGACGAGCUGCGAAGCAUGGCGGGCACCAGGGAGGGUGUGCCCGCGCCACUCUCCACUCUGCCCAUGUUCAACAGACGCACCGGGGAGCGCCCGUUGCCCCUGCAGCGCACCUACCAGCCCGACAACAUCCCCCUCAUCAUGGCCCAGCAGGAGCCCAAUGUGGACACCCUGCCCAGGAAAUGAAGCCAUGGGAAUUGACCAAGUGAAGACGUAUGGUUUGCUGUGGUUUCUAAUAGAGCAGCUGUCCUAUUCUGAAUUCUGAUGUGUUAUGUUUGCUCGGUCUGAUGUGUUUAUUUAAUUCUGCUGUGAGUGAAACAUGCAUUUUCACAUGUUUAGUACUUUAACGUGUUUACUACUGCACAUGUUUAGUACUGUAACGUGUUUGCUACUGCACAUGUUUAGUACUUUAACGUGUUUAUACUGCACAAGUUUAGUACUGUAACGUGUUUGCUACUGCACAUGUUUAGUACUUUAACAUGUUUGCUACUGCACAUGUUUAGUACUGUAACGUGUUUGCUACUGCACAUGUUUAGUACUUUAACAUGUUUAUACUGCACAAGUUUAGUAUUGUAACGUGUUUAUACUGCACAUGUUAAGUACUGUAACGUGUUUGCUACUGCACAUGUUUAGUACUGUAACGUGUUUGCUACUGCACAUGUUUAGUAAUUUAACAUGUUUAUACUGCACAAGUUUUUAGUAUUGUAACGGUUUU
Messenger RNA from Alosa alosa (allis shad), 1803 nucleotides. It is a transcript of the gene sgca, whose product is annotated as sarcoglycan, alpha. The transcript has 12 exons. Gene Ontology annotation, cellular component: sarcoglycan complex; membrane. NCBI's taxonomy places the organism in Eukaryota, Metazoa, Chordata, Actinopteri, Clupeiformes, Clupeidae. The record is from RefSeq and is a predicted model, not a curated record. Bases 81 to 1274 code for a protein of 397 amino acids. Gene Ontology annotation, molecular function: calcium ion binding.